Molecule: messenger RNA, 19182 nt
Organism: Xyrichtys novacula (pearly razorfish)
Lineage: Eukaryota; Metazoa; Chordata; Actinopteri; Labriformes; Labridae
Source: the annotation of a GenBank genome assembly
AGAGUCAGUGACGUUGUCUGGUAUCCUCGGGAGGCGAUAGAAAGUGCUGAACAUCUGAAGCAGAAGGAUAAGGCGAAAAAAAUCACACGCAGGUGAAUAUACUGAUUUUAUUUUCGUGUCAUUCUUUCAAUUUUAGCAAUUUUGGCGUUAGAAUAUUCGUACGAGAGCUCGUAACCUCAAAACGUGUCAUGUUAGCGCGGAAGCGAGAUAAUGUCAGUGAACGGGCUAACGUUCGAAGCUAACUCCUUAGCCUAGCCCGGAGCUAAUGAUGCUAACUGGCUAACAGAGAAAUAAUGGACAGCUGACACCGCUGGAGUGAGACGAGAAAAACAACAAUAGGUGCUGUAAUGUUGAGUUUGCUUUCAAAAUAGAGAAAAAUUGGGAACUGCAAAGAGUAACAGACUCAUUGUUUACAGUUAGAGUGAAAAAAUGAGAUAUAUAUUUGUAACGACCAGCUAGCGACUAGAAACGAUGUGAUCAAAUCUGUGAAAUAACAUCAGGUUAGUUCACUCGUGGCUUGUUAGCCGAAUGUAGCACGGCUCUCUAAUGGGUCAUAGUUUGUAAUAAUGUAACAAUAAUGUGAUGUUUCAUUACGUUAAUAUUACAGCAUGUUACAGUUGCCAGUGGCAGCGCUUCUAUCAGGCCAGUCGGUGUUUGUAAACCGAGUAAUAUCGUUAUGAUUAUUAUCGUGUCACGUUAACGGUAGAUACAUCAGAGUAUGUUGCUGAAGCUGUUUUAUUAAUGCCAGUCUCAUGUGGUUAAUUUAACGGGGAUUAAAACGCAUGUCCGUGUCCAUAGUUUGGCGUAUCUGCGGUCACUGAAAUCAGAAAGUUCUAGAUGUGUCCUCCAAACACGGCUUAUGUGCCCAGUUAACAGCUGGCUAAUCGUUAAUGCACAUAAUCACCAUCAGUUAUUUUUUUACUCAAACACGAAAUCCCCGUCAGUGUCAGAAAGACCCAUUUUUUUCCAUUUAGAGCUGUCAAAGUCCUCUUUUAGAUAUGCUACAAUGAAUGGGGGCUUUGUCUGGACAGAUGUUGAUGAUUGUUUUCCGCUGUGAUAAGCAGGGAUUUCUAAAAACACAUGAUGUGCACUCACUACUCUCAACAGGAUGCACCCCUGUUCAAGUCCUACUUAAUUUGGUGUCAAACACACCAUAACACAGAGUAAGACACCCUCUCAAGAGAUGAAUGUUGCUGACUGCUUGCUUCUCUAGUUAUACCAACUUAAGUAACGACUGCGCGCAAUACACAGUGGUCUGACGAGCCAUAAACAAACCUCAACCAAAACGCCACUCUAUAGCCACAAAUAAUGCUCAGAACAUCACCUAACUUCAUCAACAGUACAUAUAGGGUCCCAGCCACAGCACUAAUCACCAAACUUAACUUUGCCUAAUUUCUUUGACAAAUAGUCAAAACACAACUCACCUACUCUCUUCCAGCAGCCGCUUAUUUGUAGUGAGACCUCAGGCCAAUCCAUUAUAGUCUGCUGUGGGGUAUCGCAGCUCAAGGAAGAACAUUUAUGAUCAUGACUUUAUCAUUUCCUUAAAGUAAUAAUCAUCAUAUUAAUCAUUUUGCUCUGCAGACGCAGUAGUUCUUCUGCUUUAGCGUCUUGGUCUGAUUGUAUUUCCAUGAAGAAAUGAUCAUAAAUUUUCUUCUUUGAGCUGCGUCACCCCGCUGUAGUCCGUAAUGGACUGGUCCGAGGUCUUGCUACAAACAAGCGGCUGCUGGAAGAGAGUGGAUGAGUUGUGUUUCGUCUCUUUGCUUAAGAAAUCGGGACCCUAUGUGUACUGUUGAUGAAGUUAGGUGCUGUUCGGAGCUUUAUUUGUGGCUAUAGAGUGGCGUUUUGGUUGAGGUUUGUUUAUGGCUCCUCAGACGGUGCUGCUUCUCAGACUGCUGUGUAUUGCUAUUGUGCAGUUGUUACUAAAGUUGGUAUAACUAGAGAAGCAAGCGGUUGGUAACAUUCAUCUCUCGAGGGGGUGUCUAAUUCGGUGUUGCAAGGUGUUUGACCCUAAAUUAAUUUUACGCCAGAAUAUCCCUUUAACACAUGUCAAAUCAGCAAGUCAAAGCAUUCAGGCGAGGGGAUCUGCGGAAAAUCAACCAGACAGGUGACUUUGAAUGAAGCAUGGUUGUUGUAACCAGAUGGGCCGGUCUAGUUCUUCCAGAAAUUGCUCAUACAUAAUACAACCAUCUUUAGGAUUCAAAGGAAACAGCGUGACAUAUCAGCGAGCAGCAGUUUCCUUGUUGAUGGCGGAGGUCAGAAAGAAUGGCUGGACUAGUUUGGCUGGUAGAGAGGAAACACUCACCUGUAGUAACCACUCACAGCAACCAAGAUAUACAGAAAAACAGCUGUAUAAGCAGAACACAUUAAGCCUUUAAAGCAGAUAGAUGCAGCAGCAGGGGACUGUAAUGGGUGCCACUCACUCUUGCAAGUGUAGAACAGGAAACUGAGGUUACAGUUUGAGAAGGCUGAAAAUGAGACCUGAUCUCUGCUUUGAGGUUUAGAUCACAGCAGGGUCUGAAUUUGAUGUAAACAACAUAAAAGAAUGGCUCUAUCCUGCCUUGUAUGAGUGCUUCAGGCGGUCAGUGGUGUUGGUGUAGUGGUGUGGGUGUCCUCUUUGGCCCCUUAAGUACCAUCCAAGCAUAAUUUGAAUGCCAGUCUACUUGGGUAUGGUGACCAUGUCCAUCUCUGUAUGACCCCAGUUUACCCAUCCACUGGUGGCUACUUCCAGCAGGAUAACACGCCAUGUUGUGAAGCUCAGAUCAUCUCAGAUGGGUGUCUUGACCACAAGGUCUCUGUCACCAGGUCUCAGUCCAGUUGUCCACCUCUGGGAUCUUGUGAGGAAUGUUUUUAUCGCCUACUUCAAUGUAUGACACAAAGAUCUGAGGCUGUUGUGUUGGCAAAAAAAGGGUCUUACCCAGAGCUAGUGGGAUGUUCGUAAUGUUUUAUCUGGUAUAUGUUGUGUUUGAGACAUUAUGUCCAAUGACCAUGCUUAUCUACUCUUACCAUGACUGUUUCUAUUCACCCUGUCUACUGCUACUUCAACUGAACACACAAGCAAUUAUUAUGUUGUACAAACUCUCAGAUUUUGCUUUGGUCCAGAGCGGUCACGAUACCAGAAUUUUGAUACGAUACCAGUAAAACAUCAAUAUCAUCAUCUGUUUUAAUACAACAGUAACAAAAAUGAGACUUCUGGGCACCCAAAAGGUUAAUUAUAGUAUUGACCACAAAAACAAACGGGACUUUUCCCAAAUACGAUGUUUGACACGAAUGAGAUAUACCCUCUCAAUUUAUCAUUCCUAAUGUGUGGUGGUGUGUGCAUUUGCAGAGGGUGUGCUCUCUGUCUAUAUUGUCUAAUUUUCUUUCUAAUUUGUUAAAUAUGUGGGCAUCAAUCAUUAGACAGUGUUAUGGAGCUCCUUGUCAACAGGCAUCAGGGCAGGAUUACGACAGAACAUGGAGAGAUGGGGUAAUCUUACUAUAUCUCUCUGCAGCUCUAUAUCUGUCUGAAACAGACACAAACAGACACAAGUCUUUUCUGAGAUGCUGAAAGGACCGAACAAAUGUUGGUAUUUUCCGACCUGUGAUUGAAAAAAGUCAGUGGUGUAGCAGCUGUCACAAAAGGCAGGAAGAUCAAUGACUUCAGCUACAAAUCCAGCACAAGAAAGGUAGAACAGAGCAGAUCUAAUGUCUACUUUUUCAUGUGUAUUUCAGGCCGUAACGUUUCCAGUGUGAGUGUGCUGUGCUCCUUGGCAAGGCAGGAGAGGCACCAGGGACCAUGAGUGAGAAUGGCCCUCAUACAGAGGCGCCUAUGUACUUUGAGGUAGAGGUGGAUCCUCUCGGGCGGGAUGACGACGAAGACGAAGACAAGAUCCACUAUGACAAAGAUGACGACCUGAUCCCUGAGCAGUCAUCCUCCUCCGGCCGAGUUUAUGACCGCACUACAGUCCUCAUCGAGAGGGACCCCAUCCGGCUGGAUGAGGAGGGCGAGGAGGAGGGUCACUGCGGAGGGGAUGACGAUGGGGUCACUUUCCUUACCGAAGGGGAGGGUGAUGGAGAUGAGGAGGAAGGCUCUCUGGCCUUUAUGAAUGACCCCGAUGGCAUGUCACAGGGUUAUGUUCAUCACACCAUUUCUCCGGACCAGAUCCAGUUCACCAUCAAUCCAGGCUCCACCCCCAUGCCACGCAACAUUGAGGGGGCCACCUUGACUUUGCACUCCGAGUGCCCCGAGACCAAGCAGAGAGAGGUAAGUCUGCAGAUCCCUUUCACACUGAAUAUUUAUUAGUACCCAACAAAAUUUUGUUGUAUAACUACAAUAACAUGAAGUCCCCUAUCUUUUAUUGGUUAAAUACAGACUUUUGGCUGGAUAUUAAAACAAAGAUCUUGAAGUGCAAAGGUCUUCAAAAUGAGCUUCCCUUACCUUGUGGUCAAGCCUUUCCACAAUAUAAGCUGCCUUCUUUUCAAUCCAAGUAGUAGAGCAGGACAAUAAGUCGAAUUUCAGUUUCAAUUACAGUUUGUCUUCCCACAACCGCAAAAAUAAGCCACUCAAGAUUACAUGAUUAACGUGCCAUCUGCCAUGCUGUGCUUGUUUUGUCUGAUGUAGUGAAUAGAGCCCUUCCUUCCUUUCUUCUUUCACAGCAAAGGUGUUUGCUCUGCCCCUCCCCUCAUGUAGCUCUCUCUCAAAUUCUUUGAUCAAGGGCUCAGAUUGUCAUGUAACGAAGUUGUUGAUGCCAGAAAAUGAGUUAAGUGGGGACUGCUGUACCUGCAUAUGUUAGUAGAAACUAGGGGUGUCCUGAUACGAUGUUGAUAUCGGACAUGGGUCCAAUAUCAGCCUCCAUCUAAAAUCUCCAAUAUCAGCACUCCGAUACAGGCAGUCCAUUCCAGAGUCCGCUUAGGCACCUCUAUCUAGCAGUAUCCAGAUCCAGCACCUAGAGCCCAUGUAAUCACAACAACAGUGUGUACCAAGGUACCAACAAAGUACCAAGGAGUAGGAGUGAUGUCGGCCCUGUGGCAGCAUUUUUCAUUAAAGUCUGAAAAGAAGUUGCAGCUGAGUGCAAAACUUGUCAUGCACAAGUUUGUGCUAAUAUCGGGACAAUAUCGGUAUCCGCCAAUAUUGAAGGCUACAAUAUUGGUAUCAUAUCGGAGGUAAAAUAGUUGUAUUGGGACACCCCUAGUAGAAACAGUCAUGCAGUUGCAGGUGAAAGAAGCUUGUAGGGUUAGAUAGAAGGAGCAGUUGUGUGUGUUAGUAAAGCAGAGGGACAAAGUGAGCAUGGCUAGAUAGAUGCUGCAGGCAGAGCUUCUUUUGCUCUUUGCAUUUUAACGUGUUCAGAAUGUUUAAGUGUUGAAAAGUAUUUACGUUGACUCAUUGAAGUUGAUGUCAAAUUAUGAGUAAUCAUGCUCAAUAAUCAUGAUGUCAAUAUCAACCACCUGUCCCGUCCUGCAUGGCGGAAAUAGACAACACAACUAUCUGACAACGAGUGUGCACUGUUAGAGCAGCUGGUCCUUUUUUCUGUGAGAGAGGCAGAGUGCUGAAAGACUGCAGGGAAGAACUGAGUCAACAACUCCGACCUGUGUUUAUUGAGUUUUUUCAAACGUCAGAUGAUCCACAAGCUAUUGACAGAGGAAAAUACCAAAUAGAGAACAUUAAACAAUAGGUUAAUAACGAUUAUUGAACAGUUGGUUUGACUUUUAGUACGCCGUACAGCUGGGUUUUGGAGAGUUGUUGUUUUUCUUUCACUGAGAGGAUAGGACAGUAGAAAGAGUAGGAAACUGGAAGAAGACAUGCAGGACCAUAGCUUCUGUGUAUAGGGCUCUCUUGUUGAAUUACUGAGCCAAACUUCAUUGAGAGGAUUGUUAUUUAACCAGUUCUGCGUGAUGCAGCAAAUACAUCAGCCCCAUUCUAGGUUAUGAAGAAGAAGCAAGGGUGCAGAAGUGACUUUCUACCUAAUGCUCCCUGACAGUUAUUGCCAGUCUAGAGACCAGAGCAAUAAGCAUGCUCAUUUAGCUUGUUCUCCGUUUAUGUUGUUAUAGAGCGAAAUCAAACUUUAAUGAAGAAACUUGUAAAGAUAGACGUGAAGAGUGGAAGCAUUAUAUGGGUGGAAUUCUGGAGUAAGUGCAUCAGUGUUUAUCUCCUCUGGUGUUAAACACAGAGGCUCCACAAGGGAGCAAUUCCCCCUCAGUGCUGUCUGAUUCAAAAGCAAAUGUUUGUCUGAUGACUAAAUGGAAAUUGGGUUACUCAAAGGACAGACAGAUCAGUUUGCUUGGUUUAUGUAAAUUCCGUUUCCAAACAGAAAAGCACUUUCCAGUCACUAAGAAAAAGGUUUUUAUCAUGCACAAUAUUGGAUUUUUGCAGUUAUCCCAUACGCCAAUAAUUCAGAGGUGUUUUGUCUGAUAUAGAUAAAACAUAUAUGCUCUUUUUUCACUGCCAUGUUUCCUAGCUCUGUUAAAUGACUCAGGUAGAGGCUGCUGACAGGUUUUUGUUUUUUUGUUUGCACUGAUGCUUUUUCAUUCUCACUCUGAGGAACCUCUUCGCGCAGUCGAAGAUGAUGUUCUUGAGAUGCACAGUUGUGUUUGUGGUUUUCAAGGAGUCUUGUUUUGCUUUUCCUCACAUCACUUGUGCUCUACAAGCAUCGCAAAUCGCAACACUUGAAAACACUUUCAUACCGCAAACAUGUUGUAGCUUGUUGCUGCCUGAUCUGCCACACAGAUUGACUCCAUGUCAGCUUGAGCUUUUAUCCGCUGGUACCAAUAUUACUAAUAUCUUGUAUUUGAUUCACUGUGCUGCUAUUACCAACAGCCACUUCAAAAAUGGAAGACAGUGUUGGAGAUAAUCCCACAGAAUGGGAGUCAUUUUUUAAUUAAUCCCGUGAUCGGGACGGGACGGGAAAAAGCAACAGGAGCGGGCAGGAGUAGGAACAACAUUAAUAGAUGAUCAUUUUCAGCCAUUUUCAUUUUCAUCUUCGUUCUGUGUUAAAUAACCAGAUGAACAGAUGCGUCCAUUUUUGUAGUCAUCUCUCAGUGAGAGCCAACACUCUUGACCGCGCUGGCAACACAAAAGAACUACAACAGUGGUUUGACUUCCUGUCACCACCGGAAGUGAAACGCGACUUGGAGCGACUCGGAGCGACUGCCGCUCCGACUCGGCUGCCACUUUUACCUAAAUUUUUUUAUUUUAGGUAAAACUGCACGUUUUUUCAACAUGUUUGGUUUUAUUCAAACGGGAGCGGGACAGGAGUGGGAGUAAUUUUGAGUGGGAGCGGGAUGGGAGUGGGAGUCAUUCUACGGGAGUGGGACAGGACAGGAUUAAUUUUUUUACUCCGGUCUGGGAUUGGGAAGGGAGGGGAUUUUUUCUCUGGGAGUGGGACGGGACAGGAGUGUAAAUCCACUCCUGUGUCAUGCUCUAGUUCCUACGCAAGUGUGGAAAAGUAUGGAAGUAAUUUGAUCAAUUUCCAGGUCUUAAAAAGUACGGUAAAUGAAAAAUGAAGUAUGGAAAAGUAUUUAUGUUAACAGACUAUAUUACCACAGUUAUAAAAUACUCUUUCCUUUAAUAGAAAAGUAGGUAUUAUCAAAAAUAAUUUUAAAAAGUAGGGUAUCGAAAAGUAUGAAAAUUCCAACUGUGUAGGAACCCUGAAUAAUGGUUGUUCUAACUUUCUAAAAAAUGCACCAAAAGCCGCAAACAGCCAAAUGUUGCAACUCAGUCUUGUGGCUGUGACUCACGAGAAAAGGAGAAUUCUUGAUAAUGAGUCACAUCCCCUUUUUCAGCAAAAACUGUUGUUUACAUGUGGUUGGUGUAGCUUCAGGUCAGAUAGAAAUUACGUGUCUGUAAGUUUAAACUAAAGAAGGAAUAAUGUGUUGUGUGGAGUUUGACCAACAGCGAGCUCUGUUUGGGUUUCAUCGACACAGUUUUUCAGGUUUCAUUGUCUUUGUGUUUGCACAUGAAUGCUCACAAAGUCAAUCAACCACGCCUUUUAUAUAUGAUCCUCCUGGAUUGAAGUGUUAUUUUGACUUCACACAUUACACUCAACUAUCUUUAAAUCAAGCCUUUAUUUAACAGCACAGAUUAUGAGGUGCAGCUGAUGUGCACAGUGCGAUGUGGUGCAAAUUCUAGCAUGUGUGCACAGUUUCAAAGUUUUGACCAUUUUCCUCAUGAAGAGCAUGAGAAGACUGUAGGCAUUACGAGUGGGUACUUCCUGUAGGCAACCAGCCCGAAGCUCUUAGCGGUAUUGCUUUUAAUACUCUCACACGACCAUUUAAUUGUGAUGAAGUGGUCUCUUCCACAGUGAAUGUGGGAGACUAGGGGAUACAGUGUACUCUCCCUGCGAUGGUGCUGAAGGUGUAGAGGAGUCACGACGGUGUGGGGGAUGAAUACAAGCAGGCUUCCCACUGUGGAUUUGCACGGAUGUUUGCCUCAUGACUGAUGUAUCCGCCUUCCUUCAAAUCAGAGUGAAUGGCAUUUAACUUCCCAUCACCGAGACUGAAGAGAGAGAAUGAAUCAGCUGUUGUGUUUGUUGUAAAACUGCUGCACAACAGCUGAUUUAACAGUUAAUUUGUCAUUUUAAGAAGGAGAUUUAAGUGUUGGCACUGACGCCGCCUGCAACUCAUCAGUUAAUCAUGAUUCCUUUUUCUAUAUAUAGAAGUAGAUAGAAACAUGAGAUAUAAUAGAGAGUAAAAGUGGUCACAUACUUAACUGAAACGAAAGUAUAAAAGGUAAAUUCAUUUUAAAAAAGAUAACAUCAUGCUUACUAGUCUGUACAGAACUACCAAACCGGAUACAUCCAGGGAUAAUCAUGCAAUCUUAUCUUGAUAGGCGUUUUUAUAUGAAAUUACAGGGUAGGAAAUGGUUCAAUUUUAUGGGCUCCUGGAACAGUAAGUUCCUGCAAUAAUGUUUGCUGACAAAUGUUUUGCGCUUGUGGAGCAACACAAACCACAAAUGUUCCCCUUCUGAUUUUGUGCUCUGUCAGAACGGCUCUUUUAAGAGAGGAGAAUGGACGGCCUUUAUUCACUGCGCCCAAAGGCUUUUAGUGGGAAAGAGCAGGAGACUGUCACACUGCAGAGGGGAUUGCUGCUGUGAAGCAGAAUUGGAUGGGAUGUAUUGCAUGGUGGGUUAGUCAUCUCUGCUGUCCUUUUGUGCUCACUCGUUUCAUGUGCUGAUGGAUGGCUGACUCACUGAGUUCAAGCUCUGUCUGAAAGGUCACUCCGACUCACUCUGUCAUUACAUUGUAUUGCAAGGUCAGCCAUUGCUGAGAUUAAUUAACUUAUUACCUUCUCACUGGCUUUUUGAAACACAGCGCAGGACUCUCUGACAUGGAGGUUUGAAGCAGGUGCUGCCAACGGUUUCCUUUAAUAGAAGAUUUGAACUCAGUCAUGCUAAGUCACUGGUUUCCUUCCCUCCACCAGGUGAAGCGCUAUCAGUGCAUGUUUGAAGGCUGCACGAGAACGUACAGCACAGCGGGGAACCUGCGCACACACCAGAAGACUCACCGGGGAGAGUACACGUUUGUGUGCAAUCAGCAGGGCUGUGGAAAAGCUUUCCUCACAUCAUACAGCCUUAAGAUCCACGUCCGCGUCCACACCAAGGAGAAGCCGUUUGAGUGCGAUGUGCAGGGCUGUGAGAAGGCCUUCAAUACCUUAUACAGGUAUCCCUCCUUUAUACUACACCACAAAUUAAUAACUGUACCAUUUCAAACUCUAAGUACUGAAAUAAAGAGCAUCUGUUAUCGACAACACCAGACCCAACAGUGGGUUCGCUUCAUGCCGGCCUUUGCCAGGCUUUGGCUUUUGUUGGAAGUGUUUUUUACAUUUAAAUUUUGCUGUGAUCUCAAGCAGUCUACAACAAAGCCCUCUGGUCUGUAUUGGUUCAGUUGCUAUGACAACUUGUCUGGGCUUUGGUGAAGCUGUGCCACUGCCAUCAACUUCCUGUCAGAGGCUGUUACUCACAGCACCAAAAGAUGCGACACAUGGGUACAUAGCCUUCCCUCUUUCGCUCUCCCAGUUUACGCCGCCAUCCAGAUUCUCCUCGACAACCGUUGAGAAGAGUGAACGCGCUGAGGUCGUUUUUUUGCCAUGUGUUGUCAGAUUUUGCUGUACUGGGGAUUUGAACCCUUUUUAAUAUGCUCUCUUUUCUCUCUUUUUUGAAAGAGUCACAACUGGGAUCAAACACACGCUGUAAAAAAACAAAAAAACGUUGCUUUUAGUUUGUUUCUCUCCGCAUGUUUACCCAUCGUAGUGUCAAUUAACAGUCUUUAUUGCCUCUGCAGGCUAAAAGCACACCAGAGACUUCAUACCGGCAAGACAUUCAACUGUGAAUCUGAGGGAUGCACAAAGUACUUUACCACACUCAGCGACCUGAGGAAGCACAUUCGCACGCACACUGGGGAGAAGCCAUUCCGGUGAGCAUUUUAUUAGUGACUCCAGGUUUUAAUUCACUUCUAUUAGGAGAGGGGAGAACUAACAGAAAUAAAAACUCAUUCACAAGCAACUCUUUCAGUAUGUGUUAGUAUUUUCUUGACUAUAAUUGAAAUAGACGCAGAAUAAUUUCUCUCUAAUGAAGUAGAUAAGAGCUCGGUGAGAACGCACACACACAAAGACCAUCCCAACAGAUCUAAUACAUAACAGAGCCUAUGAAAUGGUCCAUUGGGACUGGAAGGUCAGUGAGAGCCAACAGCCAAUUAAGAGGGUCAUUAAAGGGAUAUUCCAACAUAAAAUUAAGUUAGGGUCAAACACACCAUAACACCGAGUGAGGCACCCCAUCGAUGAAUGUUGCCGACCACUUCCUUCUCUGGUUAUACCAACUUUAGUAACGACCACACAAUAGCAGUACACAGCAGUCCCAGGAGCUACCUCAGGUGAUUCUGUUACUGCAGUGGGGGGACGAGCUCAAGGAAGAACAUUUAUGAUAAUUUCUUUACCAUUUCUUUAAGUAAUAAUCAUCAUAUUAAUCAUUUCACACUGCAGACGUGGUAGUUCUUCUGCCUUUGCGUCUCUGUCUGAAUACAUUUCCAUGAAGAAAUGAUCAUAAAUGUUCUUCCUUGAGCUGCGAAACUCCACUGCACUAAUAGACUCACCUGAGAUCUCGCUACAAACAAGCGGCUGCUGGAAGAGAGUAGGUGAGUUAUGUUUAGUCUCUUUGCUAAAGAAAUCAGGCAAAGUUAAAAAGAUUUUUGCUGGCUAGUACUAUAGCUGGGACCCUAUAUGUACUGUUGAUGAAGUUAGGUGCUGUUCUGAGCAUUAUUUGUGGCUAGAAAGUGGCGUUUUGGUUGACAUUUGUGUGUGGCUCCUCAGACCGCUGUGUAUUGCUAUCCUGCGGUCGUUACUAAAGUUUGUAUAACUAGAGAAGCAAGUGGUCGGCAACAUUCAUCUCUCAAUGGGGGUGUCUAACUCAGUGUUCCAGUGUGUUUGACCCUAAAUUAAUUUUACACUGGAAAACACUGCCAUAUUUCUAACUUUUUCAUGCACUACACACUGUCUUGCUAACAGUCACCUGUACACUGUUCAUAUAUUAGCUAGUUAUCUUUACUUCCUGAGUCAUCAUCAAACCCACUCUUGCAGAAGCUCAUUACUGCCUAUUUGCAUUUGAAGUUUAGUUUCUCAUUCAUGUUUUGUGUUCCAGGUGUGACCAUGACGGUUGCGGGAAAGCAUUCGCUGCAAGUCAUCACCUGAAAACACACGUACGGACACACACAGGUACAUAUUCCUUAUAUAUCUCUUUAUGUGAUGUUUAUUGAUCGAGGUAGCUUGGAUGGGAACUUGUUUGUUUUUCAGAAAUGCCUCAUUUGCAUUUGCAUUGUAUCCACAGCCUCCUACGCAAAGUUAAUUUGAAUAGCCUUUUAAAACUGGAUCUAACCUGCAGCUUAAAACAUGAUGUGGUUUUUGUACUAACAGUGUUGACCGAGCCAGAGAGUCUCUGUUUCCCUGUCUGUAAAAAUUGAAUAAUUCAUUAGAGGAGGGAAAUGAAACAGAAAUGUAUUUAUUUUGUCUACUGUAGUAUUUCUCUCUUUUCUACAUUUUGGCUGACUUUCGAAGACUGUCUGUUUCGCUCUCUGUUCUCUAGGGGAGAAGCCAUUCAACUGUCCGAGUGACGGCUGUGAGAAGACUUUCAGCAGCCAGUACAGUCUGAAGAGUCACAUCCGGGGCCACGACAAAGGACAAGCCUUCAGCGUCACCCUCACCCAUCCGCUCUCUGAAGUGAGUCACAGUCACAGUUACAGCAGCUUCUGGGUUUGUGCGGGGACACUCGAGCCUCCGAUGUCGGCGCGGUUGCCGAGAGAAACAUAACACCCCGGUCCUCGUAUCAUUCACUCUUUAAAAGCUUGUGAAUUCUUAAUGCACGGUCUGUUGAAAGGGUACGGUGCUUUUAGAGACGUCGGCGGCAUUUCUCAGACAAACUCGCACACCGGUUCUGACAUUCUUCGCGGCUGCUGCUCCCCCUGUCUUUGUUUGCAUGACUCAGCUCUUGAUUUCUCAGCAGCGACUAGUUUAAUCAGCUUACAGUUAUCUCUCAAUUACAGGAUGCAAAUCACUCGCUGUGCCUCAGUGACUUGAGUCUCAUCUCUACAGAUUCAGAGCUUCGAGAGAACAUCAAUAAUGUAAGUGUGAUAACGCAAGGUGUAAACAAACACGCUGCCAAGUCUGAUAAACAAUAAGAGAGAGAGUUUGGAGGAGGAAGGAAGGUUUUUGCUUUGAUUUUGAUGAAGUUUUGGUUUGGUUACAGGCUCAAAAUUUGGACCUCAACAGUGUGACCCCUGUGAAAAUCUUUGAGCUCAUGUUCCAGAGUCCUGAAAACAGUGUCAGCCAGGAUGAUGCCCAUCCCAACGGUCAGUACACAGAAUACACAAAACCUGCCUGUUGGAACUUAAAGGGAUAUUCCGGCGUAAAAUUAAUUUGGGGUCAAAAACACCAAAACAUCGAGUUAGACAACCCCUCAAGAGAUGAAUGUUGCCGACCGCUUGCUUCUCUAGUUAUCUAGUUAUGAUCAUCAAUGUUCUUCUUUGAGCUGCGAAACCCCGCUGUAGUCCUGCAAUCGUUACUCAGGUUUGUAUAACUAGAGGAGCAAGCAGUCGGGAACAUUCAUCUCUCAAGGGGGUGUCUAACUCUGUGUUCUGGUGUUUUUGACCAUAACUUAAUUUUACACCGGAAUACCCCUUUAAUCAAAAUUCCUUAUUCAUUGACUGGGUUUUGUUUUCCUCAGAGAGCCUCACUGAACACUUCAGUCUCGAGACUCACACCCAGCCAGGAGGGAGUGAUGCCUCGCCUAUCAUUUCUUUCACCUUCAGUCCUACCUCCUCAGCUCCCUGCUCCCACACAACUGCAGUGAUGGAGGCUCCUCCCCAGCUCAGUCAGAGCGCUCCUUCCCAGGCCUCCACCCCUGCUGCAGUCACAGCCACUGUCAGCUCAAAACAGCCUCCCCCUUUCAUGCAGCUCACGGGGCCUCAGCAGAUCUCCGACAUGCCCGCUCAGACUCCUGUCCAAGCACCGAAACACGCCAACCCCCAGCAAUACGUCGCACUGCCAUCCACAUUCCUGCAGCCAAACAGCGCCGCCCAGACCGCCCCCCUGCCACAGCCCAUCUCUGCUCCCCCCUCACUGGCUCCAGCGCUGAACACCGCAGCACCAGAAACCGCUCCCGUGCCUGUUGUCGCAGCUGCCGCAACAGACGCUCUGGCAGCCGUGGCUCAACCUGUGCCUUUGGCCAACAACCCCAUCCCAAACUCUGGCCCUGGUCUGCCCACCGCCCCUGCCACCAUCACUAUAGCUCCAACCCAGAACCUGCUGCAGCCCAGCUUGGUCAUGUCUGACCAGAACCUGCAGUGGAUCCUCAGCAGUGCUGCCAACAGCCAGCAGAACCCCGAGCAGGCAGUGAGUAACACAUUUUUCCUAAUCAUAAGUAAAUGCAUGUGAGAGGAUUAGGAAACGACAUUGUCAUGAACUUGGUUUUGUUAUAAUAACAGGAGAACAGAACAUGCAUAGAUUGAAUAUACCAGCAGAUAGUCAGCGUGUCGUCUGUGUGAUCAGUGUGGUCGCUUUGUUUAUAGUUUGUGUCGUGAAUGAAAAGUGUUAAAGUUGAUUGGAGCACAUUUGUAUCUUAAACUGUACAUAAAAAGUUGAAACAACCUUGGUUUCCAAAGUGACGUAGCCUUAAACCUGCAUUCUUCUCUGUGGCCAGCAGGGGGUGACUUGACUUGUUGCAAAAAUAAGACAGACCUGUUGAGAAAACAGCUGCUCCCCUUAGCUAAGUUUUUGUCUGAUCAGUGUAUGAUCUCAGUUUCUGUGGUUUAGAGUCUUCUUCAGAAUAGCAGGAUAUCAGUUUGUUUAUUAUUGUCUAAUUUUUAGUAAAAUCAAGAUUAGGCGUGGGAUUUAAACUGUGGUGUUAAAUCUUCGUUCACAGGCACAUCAAGGAGCUCCAAAAGUGGAAAAAGUUUUCUUCACUACAGCCAUACCAGUUGGAGGAAAUGCUGGUAGGAAGUUAUUUAUGAUCUAUAUUUGUGUUGUUAUGAUUGACCAACUUUUUCUUUUGCUAAAUUUUUACAAAUUAUAUAUUUUAGGCAUUUUAUCAUUUAAGAACAUCUCCAGAGUGCGCCAGUUUCCCUUUAAAGCCAAUGCAGAGACUCUUAUCCAUGCUUUUAUCACCUGUAGAAUUGACUAUUGCAAUGCUCUCCUCUCUGGACUCCCUAAAAUGAACAUUUCACAACUUCAACAAAAUUUUGCUGCACGCAUGUUGACGUAGACCAGGAAGAGAGUCCACAUCAGGCCAAUUUUGAAAUCUCUGCAUUGGUUACCUGCGUCUUUUAGAGUAGAUUUUGAGGUUCUUUUAUUAGUUUUUAAAGCUCUCAAUGGUCUUGGUCCUUCUUAUUUGUCUGAUUUGUUUUUACCGUAUGAGCCUAGUAGAACCCUCAGGUCUUCAGGUAGUGGUCUUUUAAUUGUUCUCAAAGUAAAAACAAAAACAUACAGUGAAUUAUUGUUCCAACAUUAUGGUCCAAAACAUUAUUAUGUUUUCAUUUUGUUAAAACAGACCUAUAAAUAAAAACGUUAAAAACAAGGAUAUUUAUUGCAAUUGCAGCUGCAUGAUCAGACUUUUGUUUCCCAGAUGAUCACAUUAUAAAUGAAUUGAUUUUACUUUCACUUGGUGGAAAACAUGUUGAAACACAAAUAAUAAGUUACAUCUGAAAAGUGCACUUAAUUUUUUUUUUAUUGACUUGCAAAAAAUGUAGUUUAAGUUGCACAAAAUAUCGAUAUUAUAAAGCUUAAAAAAAUUAGGUUGGAGGAAAAAUGUGCCACUAAUGAAAGCCUCUUACACAGAGCAGCUCUGCAGUAUCAGUUCUGGCACUAACAAACCGUCUUUGUCACAGCUAUCUCAGUGUUGACUAAGGGAAUCAGAAAAUGACAGGCGUCUCUGCUUUAACACUUCAUUUGUCAGUUUCAUUCUGUCCUCUUGUCAGUUCAUGUCACAUUCCCUCUUCUCCACUUCUUGCAGGAUAUUCUGACAGAAAGCGAUAAAUGCACCGCUCUGAACUCAGUCCCUUUGUUUUGUCCUUUGUGUUCUCAGGGAACUCGGUCCAGCAGAUCGGCCUCAGCCUCCCUGUCAUCAUCAUCAAACAGGAGGAGUCCUGCCAGUGUCAGUGCACCUGCAGGGACUCAGCGAAGGACAAGAGUUCAAAGAGUGCCUCCUCCUCCUCCUCUGUAGUCUCAGUCCCGACACAGCUUCCUUCACAGCCUCCUCCCCCACCGUCAGAGCCCACAGAGCCUCCACACCAUCCCUCCACCUGCUCUUCCUCUUGCUGCCUCCCUGAGUCUUCUUCCAAGGCGGAUGAGGUGAGGCUGGAGGCCCCCUCUUCUUCUUCCUCCUCCUCCAUCUCCUCCUCCUCCUCCUCCUCAGCUCAGACUAUUUCAACGAUAGUGAGCAGCACUGCCACCAACCCUCCCUCGUCUGACGGGCUAUCCAAUAUGGAUGUGUCGGACUUCCUCUCACUGCAGAGCCCUGACACGGCUGCCAACAUCGAGGCUCUGCUGCUGGUCGCCGAGGACUUCAGCAUGGCUACUGACGGCAAUCCUUAGAAGAGCUGCCUUCUGAUUCUGGCACCCCUAUGUCUGUCUUGUUGCACCCACACAUCCACAGACAUCAAAUCCACCCACACCGAGUCAUUUUCCACAGUGACGCCUCUUCUCUUCUAUCUCCCUAUAUAGUGUGUGCAUCGAGGCCCUUGUACCUGCAGCGCAUUUUGUUCUGUACCGCAUUGUGUAACAUAUAUACACAAACUAUGACUAACUUUUCUGUUGAGUCUCAUUGCAGUAGUCGAGUUUUUUAAAAACAGGAUUAGUUUAGCGAUGUUAAGGACGGGCAGUAGAUCCUUUUUGUCGUAACCAUAAUCAAACUGUAUAUAUAUCAGCCUACGAUAUCCUCUCUUAACGAAAUGACUGAUAUGAAUGAGGGUUGUCCAAGCACUGAGAAACUAGAGUUCCACUUUUCUGGCUUGAAGGUCGCACAUACCCGAGCAGGAGAGAUAAACGCGUGUCUGUAUAUCCUUGUACUGUACUGCAGGUCCUAACAAAUGCUUAACGCUGGUAUGCAGAUGAGCAGAUUGCACUGUAUAUUAGAGGAAUUAGCUGAAAUUUUUCACGAGAAUCGCUCCCAGCAGGAACUUUGAGAGGUCGGCCACGUGGACCCUCAUGACUGUCAGACAAAUGAAGUGAUUUCUUUUGUUGUUCUUGUUGUUGUUGUUCUUGUUGUUGUUCGUUAGGAAGAUUAGUGUAGUCCAGAAAAUGUGACGACUUUCUUUUUUUUGCUUCUUCUGACAGUUAUUUACUAAUCGAGAGAAAAUAACCUGUGACCAGAUCUGCCUGUCUUUUUAAAGUGAAAUAGAGUCAAGACAUCAAUAAGUUGCCUAUAACUUAAACUAAUUUAUAAUUUGUACAUGUUAAUUUAUUUAAUGCUUGAUUCUUUCAUCUUUACCGGUGAUAUUAUCUUCAAGAUAACAGAGAAAUCUAUGAUUAAUUUAUUCCAAUCGCUUAAUGUAUAUGUAGUUGAGUUUGUAUGUUACUGAAUUUGCUUUUUUUUAGUAAAAAAAAAAGCAGGUUUAAGAAAGCGGCACCUUUAGUCGACUGCACAGUGAAGAAAUCUCUCCUGGAGGAUCUGCUUGUUUGUUAGACAAUAUGCCCACAAUGAAACAGUUCAGAACUACUGUCAUCAUCCCACGUUUUAUAGGGUUUCACCCUCUCAGGGAUGCAUCGAGUCAUAACAGAUCUUGGUUCCCUUAAUUUGUUACUCAGACAUUAGUUUUUUUUCUCACAGGACGCUCCACACCGGCGGUAGCCCUGCGUUUUGCUGCACUCUUCCCCGUUUAUUGCACACAUGAGUAAUCUGACAGCUUCUUAGCUGAGGUGCAGCACCACUACAGACUUUUGUAUACAACUGCUGUAAAGUAGCAUUUGAAAAGACGGUGUCCUGGCGACAGUGUAAAUACAUUUUAGUGUAAAGAUCUUUGAGAAAUGUGUAGAUUAUUCUAGAAUUUGUAUUUUUGUAUAGACUUUUGAAUUACUAACUCUCAGAGUUUGGAGCUAAUGCAUUAUCCCCCCCCCUGUUCACGUUUAUGCAGAAGAGGUUUUGCUGUGUUUAUCUGAAUAGUUCUACUAGCAGCUGGGCUUUUGUACAGUCUCUAUAGUAACAAAGUAUAUGUAACACAUGGCCUCCCUCUCAGAGUAUGAUUUAACAGUAUUGCUCCACAAGGGACACAAUGCAAUGAUGUUAGAAUGAAGGCUUCACGCCCUGUAUGCGAGAGAGUACAGCUGCUCGGCCUUACCACACAACUUUUCUGUCAGCCUCUUUGCCUUGACGGUCUCUAUUUCAGACUUGACAUCGACAUGAUGAACACGCCCAUCUUCAUCGAGUCUCAGGCAAUCACUUAACUGGGUCACCAGAAGCGAGUUGAAAACAGAAAAGCCGAUGGUUUAAGUAGAGUCCAUUCGCCUGCUGUGUCUCUCUGCAAAGUUGUAAAUGGAUAUGCAGCUCUGCUACGAUUAUAACCAACCAUGUAACAGCUGAUGUCGGUGAUGUGAUCAUGAACCAAACAUCUCACACUGACGUUUUUUGUUUUUUCUUUUUUGCCAUAUUUCAGUGGAGCAUUCCCACAGUUUACUGUGCCAAGAUAGCAGUCGGAUGUGUUGUGAAAGGCUCCAGUCCAUUUUGUGCUCUAAACCAUUCCAUUUAUGCAGUAUCGGAUAAAUCGAGAAGUGACUUGGCUCGACUAGAAAAACAUUUACUUACUUUUAUCCAGGUAAGGCGUUUAAACUACUGCCACAAGCCAAGCUCAUGCCAUCAAUCCAACAUCGAACAAGCAUACUGUCAUUGAACACAACUAUGCAAUUUUAAGUGCGGCAUUCACGUGUUUAAAUACUAACUGCAGGACACAAAGAUUAUUUAUUCCUUCCUCCAUUCAAUUGUACUUUACUAUGACCUCCUUCAGUGCAUUCAUGUAACGCAUGUUUCCGGCACCUCCAGUAUUUUACUGGUAUUCCAUCAUUUUCACAUCCUGGCCGUUGUGAUUUCAAAUUAGUAUCACGGCGGUUUCCUUCACACCUUUGAAAUGGACUGGAUUUCUUUGUAAUGAAUGAUUCUGUUUUAAGAAUUACUUUGGUCAAAUGAAUGCAGCUUUCCUUUUUUACUUUGAUGCCUAAUAACAUGUUUUAUCGGGGCGCACUCUAUUGAUGUAAUUGAUCUCGGCUUUUCACAUACUCAAAUAGGACGUGUGGCUAAUUUGUCGACUCAUCUUCACAAAUUCAUGUCACUAACAGCCACUGAUAUUUGUUAUGGCAGAGAAAUGGGUUUUGGGCCUUCGUACCUUUGCUUUACCGACAAAGGUAAAGUAGGUUUAUCACUGAUGGUGACAUUUGUUUGGAAGCACAUUGUUUGAUUGCAAAUGUACAGCCAGAGUGUUUUUGUUUUUUUUAGGUCGGGGAGGGGGGCGAAGAUCAAGAAUUCUUCAUUUUCCCAAAUGGGCAACAAUAGAAGUAGAAAAAGGGGGGAAACUGUAUGCUUCCAAAGGAAUGUCUUUACACCCAAAGAGUGAGGAAUUGUAAAGGAUUUGUAUUUUUUAAAGAAUGUAUAAUGUGAAAAUGUUUGCUUAUGCUUGUAUUAUGAGAAAUAACUUUCUGAAUUGAGAGCAAUAUACUAAUAAAACCUUAUCCUUGUCACUGAAA